AUGUCCGAAAGCAUCAAAAGAAAUGCCAAAUCAUUUACACCUUACAUAGCAAAACCUUCCGAUAUUCCCUCAGUUGAAGCAUCUAUUGAUCCCCUUAGAUAGUUUAGACCGCUGAUGAGAGUUCAAACUUCAACAGACCCUUAGGUCUAAUAGAUGUCAACUGAUCAGCCAUUUUAAACAAACUUAUUUUACAAUCCUCCAUUCACUUCCUUCGAUAUUUCGUAAAGAGUAUCAUUGGAUGGAACUAAUGAUUACUUGUUAAAUCAUUCAAAAAUUGUAGGACCUCUUGUUAAUAGUUCUCUUGAUAGUAAAUCAAUGUAAAAGUAACAUGAAGUCUUGCAAUCUCAAAGUCGUUUUUUCGCUUCGAUGAUGCCAAUCUUCUAUAACUCACCUAUGCAAUCUUGCUAUCCUUAUUUACAUUAGCAAUGCCAAAAUGAUCUGCCACGCCAUUCAAAUAACAGCUUGGAUAAAUAGGUUAAAAUCAACAAAAUCAAUAUGACCUAACCAUACAUUGUGAAUCCAUCCUCUUUACAAUAACCAUAAUAAGUGUAAUCCUAGAUGCAUUUCAAUACAGAAGAUAAGUGGUUAGGUGAUGUUAGCUCUUGUCAAAGUUUGUUUGUAAAGAAAGAGGAGGAUGAUUAGAGUAAACCAAAGGAGACCAGAAAUGAAUAAAAAUUAGCUAAACGCAUUAGAAAGAGAAUUCCAGUUGAAGAGAGUUCGGAUUCAUUCAGAGUCAAUCGAAAGAAAAAGGGACCCAAGGUCAAUGAUACCAAAAAUAUAACCAAAAAUUUUUCAAAAGCAAUCAUCUCUUACAUCAUAAACGAAAAAGAACUUAUUUAAAAAUUCAUGACAAAUGAACAGUAUGAUGGUUUCAUUACUUUAUUAAAGAAUAAAAAGAAUUAAAUGACAAAUAUCAAAUAACUUCGAGACUUGUGGGUAGACACAGGUAGAAAUCCAGAAUUUAAUAAAGUUUUUAGAAUAAUCAGUCAAUACUUUCUAAAAUGUUAGGCUGUUCCAUACGUUUACAAUUCAAGAAUAUCAAACACAGCUUGGCAUCUCAAAUAUAGAUAUAACUUACUGAGAGCCGUAAGAGAACCAGAAAACUUUAAAUUUAUUAAAGAUAUUUGA
Molecule: messenger RNA, 1128 nt
Organism: Paramecium tetraurelia
Lineage: Eukaryota; Ciliophora; Oligohymenophorea; Peniculida; Parameciidae
Exons: 2
Source: RefSeq, a predicted model, not a curated record